ACCAAUUGCCACUGGAUCGAUUGUAACCGAGAGUUUGAAACACAAGAUGAGCUGGUCAAAGUAAGUCUCCCACACCAUGGUGCAUGAUGGGAGUUGGUUAGCUGUCAGACAUGUGUUAGCUUAGAACUUCUCCUGUUAUAUGAAAAUUAAUUUUAUUAGCAUCAUCAAUGUGUCAAGACAAAACACAAACAUUCUAUAAAAUACUUAAUAAAAUAAUGACAUAAUAAAAAGAAAUGCUUGACUAUAAUUCAAUGGCAAUGUUUAUAAGUUCUUAAAAAAUCCAUUACAUGAAUGCUGGUGUUUACGAGCCAUAAUGAAAAAUGUUUUUUUUCUACAAAUCAGAAAAAUAUGUUUCUAUUUUAAAAACUAAUGUUAUAAAUGAAAAACUCCAUCACAGACCAAUGAAUGAAUGUAUCCCUGUAAUGGGUGCAUCAUCAUGUUUCCCUGUAAUGGGUGCAUUGUCAUGUUUCCCUGUAAUGGGUGCAUCAUCAUGUAUCCCUGUAAUGGGUGCAUCAUCAUGUAUCCCUGUAAUGGGGGCAUCGUCAUGUUUCCCUGUAAUGGGUGCAUCGUCAUGUAUCCCUGUAAUGGGUGCAUCGUCAUGUAUCCCUGUAAUGGGUCCAUCGUCAUGUAUCCCUGUAAUGGGUGCAUCGUCAUGUAUCCCUGUAAUGGGUGCAUUUCCAUGUAUCCCUGUAAUGGGUGCAUCGUCAUGUAUCCCUGUAAUGGGUGCAUCGUCAUGUAUCCCUGUAAUGGGUGCAUCAUCAUGUAUCCCUGUAAUGAGGGCAUCGUCAUGUUUCCCUGUAAUGGGUGCAUCGUCAUGUAUCCCUGUAAUGGGUGCAUCGUCAUAUAUCCCUGUAAUGGGUGCAUCGUCAUGUAUCCCUGUAAUGGGUGCAUCGCCAUGUAUCCCUGUAAUGGGUGCAUCGUCUGCCUUAUAACCAAGAGUUUGGGCACUCAAACAAUUAAUGGGUACACAUCUGGUGUGAAUGGACUUGUCAGCCCAUGGGGAGGAAGUUAGCCUCCAUCUCUGAAGCCAGAAGACACUCUCAAACUUUGGUUGGGAUUAAACAAACAUUGGAAGCCUACCAUUAGCCUGACGCAACUUCCAAAUAAAGAUAAGUGUUGAACAAAAACACUGAGGAAAAAAAGGCAAUGAAUGAUCUACAAAGAGGCAAAUUUCAAAUGUCAUCUGGGGCACAUGAAACCCUUUGAUCCACACAAGGCCUUAAGGUGGUCCAUUCAGAGUUGUGACUUUGACUGCUGGGUCAAGCAUCAUUGAUGUGACUUUGACUGCUGGGUCAAGUAUCAUUGAUGUGACUUUGACUGCUGGGUCAAGUAUCAUUGAUGUGACUUUGACUGCUGGGUCAAGUAUCAUUGAUGUGACUUUGACUGCUGGGCCAAGUAUCAUUGAUGUGACUUUGACUGCUGUGUCAAGUAUCAUUGAUGUGACUGUGACUGCUGGGUCAAGUAUCAUUGAUGUGACUUUGACUGCUGGGUCAAGUAUCAUUGAUGUGACUUUGACUGCUGGGUCAAGUAUCAUUGAUGUGACUUUGACUGCUGGGUCAAGCAUCAUUGAUGUGACUGUGACUGCUGGGUCAAGCAUCAUUGAUGUGACUGUGACUGCUGGGUCAAGCAUCAUUGAUGUGACUGUGACUGCUGGGUCAAGUAUCAUUCAUGCAGCUAUGAUGCAUCACUACUCUUGUGUUGAUAUUCUAGGCAUCCGGUUGGCACAGAAUGGGUUCAAUCAUUCAACGUUGUUGUCCCUCUUUUGCAGCAUUUAAAUCAAGAUCACAUUCAGUCCAACAAAAAAUCCUUUGUGUGCAGAUGGCAGGAUUGUAGCAGAGAAGAGAAACCUUUCAAGGCCCAGUAUAUGUUGGUUGUCCACAUGAGGAGACACACGGGAGAGAAGCCACACAGGUGCACAGUAAGUUGUUUUACAUUUACAACCAUAUGCUGAGCCCUGUCUUUUGUUCAAAAAGAUUAUUAUUUCAAUUUGUUGGAGAUUGUUUGAUGGAAAAGUUGGUAAUGCAGCCUUGUCAAGUUUCGAUGACGUUUACGACAAUUUGUUUUCUUGUUUGAAUUGAUUUCUUUUUAAAUUCUCAUUUGUUUUAAAUACCGGUAGGACAAAAUCCACCGACCAUUAAAUACAAUGUUUUUCCUGGCAGUUUGAAGGCUGUACCAAAGCUUACAGUCGGCUGGAGAACUUGAAGACUCAUCUUCGCUCCCACACCGGGGAGAAACCGUACAUGUGUGAGUUUCCUGGAUGUACCAAAGCUUUCAGUAACGCAUCCGACAGGGCCAAGCACCAGAACAGAACACAUUCAAAUGCAGUGAGUACUGAUGGAGAGACCGUCGUUUGUUUAAAGUUAUUCUACAAACGCUGAUUUUUCAUUAAGUUUUUUAAAACUUUCAAUAUUUAAACUUUCAAUUAAUAAUUCUUGGGGAAAAGAAUGUGUAAAUGAUCAUGUCUGAUCUUUCAUUGGUGUAGGCUACAUUAUUUCGCUCCUCCACGUGCUAAAGAUCAAUUAGAUGUGUUAUUUUGGCUUUAGAUGUUCAUUUAAAUGUAAACUGUUUUGAUAGUGCUUUUUUAAAUGGAUGAAAUACACAUUAGACAGCAGUUGUGUGAAUAGUUUUUUCAUAAAGCUGUUUCUAAUGAAAUAAAUGUUUGUAACUUUUAUUAAUGUCAUGAUUAUGUUUGCUAAUAUUUUUAUGGGAAGUGAGGUGAGCCCAGCCCUAUAUAAUCUCACUGUAACAAAAUAAGUUAGAUAAGAUUAGAUAACAUAAUAUGCUUUUAUUGAUCCAAAUGAAGGGAGAUGUGUCAUGAUUGUAUUGCACAUAUUGUGUUCAGUCUUGAUGAAGGGAGAUUUGUCAUGAUUGUAGUGCACAUAUUGUAUUCAGUUUUGAAAGUCUUUGAGUUGUUGUUCUCCAAAGCAUUUAGUUCAUCAUUUUGUGGUCAGAUUAGCUGUUAGGGUCUUGAAGGCAAGUUGAACAGAGUCUGGGCAUCUUGUUCAAAUAGACUUCCCAGCUUUAAUAGAUAAACAUUUCUGUAGCCGAAUUGUCUUUGUUUUUUUUUUCUUUAAUCCUAAGAUGGCAGAUUUGAAUUUGCUUGAAGCCGAUGACUUCCAGAAAAUCUCCAUUUAACAAAAGCUAGUACGAUGAUAAAAACAAGACUAUCAGAACAAAGCUAAUUUGACACAUUUACCACUUCUUGAUUACAAAGAAAAUACCAAAAAAAACUUCAAAACUUUCAAAAACUGAAAAACAAACACAGAUGCAUCUAGUUGCCUGCAGGACAGCGCACGAGAAGUUUUUUUUUUUUUUUUUAAUAUACUCCAAUGAACAAAAAUUUGUUUUACUCUCCGAUGCGUGAAACCCCUCAAAGUCAAUUAUUGCAAGGCUCAAAUCGUUAAAGAAAAUACCAAAAAAAACUUCAAAACUUUCAAAAACUGAAAAACAAACACAAAUGCAUUUAGUUGCCUGCAGGACAGCGCACGAGAAGUUUUUUUUUUUUUUUUUAAUAUACUCCAAUGAUCAAACAUUUGUGUCACUCUCCGAUGCGUGAAACCCCUCAAAGUCAAUUAUUGCAUGGCUCAAAUCGUACUUAGUCUGGUGAGUUUAUCAAAUUAGUGAAUUGGUAGCAGUCUGCAAGACACAUGAAAAAUAUGCUGAUUUGAAAUUCUCGGCUUCGAAUACAAGAAAACCUAAUCUUCACAUCAUUCAGGGUUCCUCCACUUGUGGAAUAAUCAGGCUCAUUAUUGAAACUUGCCAUGGCAAAAAUAACUUUUUUAAAAACUGGAUGUAAUGGUUCACCUUGGUCCAAAACUAUCGUGUCGCCAUAAUGCUAUAAAUAACCAGAAAAAACACCUGACACAGAAUAUUAAUUGGAUAUAAAAAUUUAAAAAAACACUUAUUUUAUUCUUUACAGAAACCAUAUGUCUGUAAGGCGAUUGGAUGUACAAAGCGCUACACAGAUCCGAGCUCAUUACGGAAACAUGUGAAAACAGUCCACGGAGCUGAUUUCUACGCCAACAAGAAACACAAAGGAGAUGGAAGCUGUCAAGUCAAGAAGGAAGAUCCUGAUGGGGUGUGUGGAACAUUGAUCAUUAGUUUUUUUAUAUUUGUCUCUUCGUUUGGUAGCCAGAAAAACAAAUCAUUGUUAGUUGCUUGCAACUGAAAAUAUUCUAUUGUUAAUUCAUAGUGAAUUUCUUAGCAGUCAAAAGCAAAUUGAGUGUAAGUCCACACACAUUAUUAUUUAAUGCCAAAUUUCUCCAUUUUUCUAUUGACAAAAAUAAUCUACAGAAUUCAUAUUUUAUUCUCAAAUGGUUCUAAGCAAUUUUGUAAAAUAUACCAAAAAAAAAAAAAAAAAAUAACUAUUAAAAUUACUAAUCAUUAAUUUUCUGUUUUGCUUACAUUUUUUGCUGAAUCCCAGCUCACUUAUCCCAAUAACCCUUUCCCCACAACCCUAUCACCACAACCCUGUCGCCACAACCCUGUCGCCACAACCCUGUCCCCACUACCCUGUCCCCACAACCCUGUCCCCACAACCCUAUCCCCACAGCCCUGUCCCCACAACCCUGUCCCCACAACCCUGUCCCCACAACCCUGUCCCCACAACCCUGUCCCCACAACCCACCAUUUUGUAUAAUAUAUUAUUAAUUUUUAAUCGCCAGGACAAUGAUGCAUGUGAUACAAGCCGCAGAGGGGAGG
Messenger RNA from Lymnaea stagnalis (great pond snail), 4701 nucleotides. NCBI's taxonomy places the organism in Eukaryota, Metazoa, Mollusca, Gastropoda, Lymnaeidae. The record is from the annotation of a GenBank genome assembly.